This is a messenger RNA of Labrus mixtus (cuckoo wrasse), 1075 nucleotides long. Its product is annotated as transcription factor HES-5-like. The record is from RefSeq and is a predicted model, not a curated record. The transcript is spliced from 2 exons. The coding region runs from base 1 to 456 and encodes 151 amino acids. Gene Ontology annotation, molecular function: protein dimerization activity; DNA-binding transcription factor activity, RNA polymerase II-specific; RNA polymerase II cis-regulatory region sequence-specific DNA binding. Gene Ontology annotation, biological process: anterior/posterior pattern specification; regulation of neurogenesis; regulation of transcription by RNA polymerase II. Gene Ontology annotation, cellular component: nucleus. Lineage: Eukaryota; Metazoa; Chordata; Actinopteri; Labriformes; Labridae.
AUGAAGCCAGCAGAGAUCAGAUUCUCUCUACAGAGACCUCUACAGCACAGACAUCCAGACAUGGCACCUUCAAUCACUUCAGCAAUGACCAACUCUCAGGAACAUCUGACUCUGACACACAAGCUCAGAAAGCCUCAGGUGGAGAAGUUACGCAGAGAGCGAAUCAACAGCAGCAUUGAGCAGCUCAAGUCUCUCCUGGGUCCAGAGUUCCUCAAACAAGAGCCAGACUCCAAGCUGGAGAAAGCAGACAUCCUGGAGAUGACAGUUUGUGUCCUCAGACGACUGCAGCAGCAGAAUCACCAGCAGAGAAGACUGCUGAACCACUUCAACAAGCUGCAGCCUUCCUCUGAUAAGAACCUGAGAGAGGCUGACUUCUCUCCUCUGAGCUCCACAGUCCAAACCAGCAACACCAAAGAGAAGGGUCCAGUCAACAGCGCCCCCUGGAGGCCGUGGUAGACACCUACAUACUGGAGUUACUACCAGACAAACUGAGACGACCACAUUGGUCAAAGAAUACUGGACUGAAAUCUAUGAGAUUUUAUGAAAAUGUUUUUCUUCAAUUCUUGUCAUGCAUGUUGCAUGAUCCAAAUCUAAUUGCUUCAGCAAUUGUUUUAUAUCACUGUACUUUAUGUAUAGCUGGUAUAUGAUCCGGUUACAUUUGUAAUCCUUUAAUAUUAUUGAUCAUACUGAUCAAAAACAUUGACCUGUCCUAUUGAAGACAUAUUGUCAUCAAGGAUCUUCAUUUGAUAUUUUAUAACUGAUCUGUUAUAAGAUCUCAUUUCUUAUCCUUUCUUGUAAAGGUUUUCUUAACAUCACAUUUUUCUUGUGAUACUUUUAUUACUUCCUGCAUGUGAUACAUGUCUAUAUGUUUGACUGCACAUCAUGUGCAGCAACAAUGUGGAGGUAUUUAUUACCUCUUGAUAAUUGUUAUUGAUUUUGAAUUUACUUGUUCAUUUCUUGAACAUUACUUUGGAUCACUUCAUGUGAUUAUUGAUUAAUGAUCUAUUUUAAGAUCAAUAUGUUUAUCCUUUUAUUAUAAAAGGUUUGUUUGAUGUAUUCUCACAGUUUCCAGUGG